GGCAACUGGCGCAGUUCACCUGCAGGCCGCACCCAGCCCGCACAGUGAGCCAGGCUCCCGUGACCAGCACCAGCCGCGGGAUUACCCUCACUCGCAACGCCUCAACAGCGCACUAAGGCAGCGACGGAGGCCGCAGAGCAGGAAGCCUCUACAGCAAGCGGUGGGACGCCUCUACACACACCCACACCACACCCGUGCCGCCAGGUCUAUGGCCCCGAGGUGAUCGGUGGAGGAGCGAGGGGCCAGCCAGCAUGAGGACGCAGUGGUUGUGGGCGGUGGUGGUGGUGGUGCUGGUGGUGAGCGCGGGCGUCUCCGAGGCCAAGAGGGGCGGCAGACGAGGCAAGAAGGGCCGCAAGACCAUGAACCGCGGCACCAUCACCAAGUUCAAGUCCGAGGACAGCCGCGCUUACUACAACAACAACAACGGAGCCAAAAUCACACUGUGGUCCCACUUCGAGUCUGAGUACGUGUUGGGACGCAAGAUUGUCUUCAUGUGCAAGGCCGAGGGAGAGCCUCGUCCAGUCAUCACCUGGUUCAAGGACGGUAUUGAGCUCUACGCGCACUCCUUCUUCCAGCUGCACGAGUGGAAGGAAGGCAAGGGAGAGAUCAAGAGCAAGAUGGAGAUCGACCCGGCCACCCAGAUGGACGCCGGCUUCUACGAGUGUCAGGCCGACAACAAGUACGCCGUCGACAUCAAGGGCUUCAGCGCCGACUACUCCAUCGAGUUUGUGUGAGGGAGCAGCUAUAGCCAGCCAGCCGGCCGGCCGGCCAGGGUCACCCCCCUAACACACCCUCACACACCCCCAUCAACCCCCUCCUAGUCUGGUGGGACCACUCAUCAUGGUGGACUCGCCCCACUACUCAAACCAUCAUCCUGUGACUGCGCUCGUGCUAGAAUUUUCUCCACUAGAUACUGGAUAUAGGAUGUGGUAGAUGGCUUUGGCUUAUAAGAAGACCCCCACCCCAACCCAGAGUGGAUUAGCGUCCAUCCGGGGGUCACAUACAGGUGAUAGUGAGACAGUGGUGGAUACGACACGCCUCACCGAUGGAAGUUAAGCAGCACAAUAUUGCCCACAGUUUGCGUGGCAAACGUCUGAAAGGCUGUCUCGCAUGACUACUUUGUUUUAGUGUAAAUGUCUCUUAGGUGUUUGAUACACACUCACACAUGUUAAAUGAAAGAUUGUUAGGAUAUCAGUUGUAACGUUGUGGCUAGGCAGGCACUAAUAUACAGUUGAUAGAUA
Procambarus clarkii (red swamp crayfish) is the source of this 1241-nucleotide messenger RNA. RefSeq names its product immunoglobulin domain-containing protein oig-4. The record is from RefSeq and is a predicted model, not a curated record. Lineage: Eukaryota; Metazoa; Arthropoda; Malacostraca; Decapoda; Cambaridae.